AUGAUACAUUGUCCAUGUUCGAAAUGUGGGUUCCGCCUUCUCCAAACUAGGGAGGAUGCGUAUGAUCAUUUGAUAAUAAAACCUUUCCCCUCUACUUAUACAUUUUGGGUACAUCACGGGGAGAGACGCGUGGCAGAGAGCACUAUUGAAAAUCGAGAAGUAGAACCAGAUAGAAACCUCAAAGACCCAAUGCUUGACAUGGUUCAGGAGGCGUUCAACUUCCCUGGAUUUCAUGGCGACGAACACGAUUCAGUGAAUGAACACGCUGGAGGGGAUAGGGAGGAGUUGCCAUACUUAUCAAAUGAAAGUAGUCGCGAGGUCCGCAACUUGCAUGACUUGCUCGAAGAUGGAGCACAGGAGCUAUACCCGGGAUGUUCAAGGUUCUCCAAGCUGUCUUUCUUGGUAAGGCUAUAUCAUAUAAAAUCCCUGUGCGGAGUGAGCGACAAGGCCUUUGGAAUGAUACUGGAGUUGCUGGCGGAUGCCUUUGAGCUUGCAAAGAUUCCGAGCAAUAUUCACGAUGCCAAGAGGAUCAUAAGAAAGCUCGGUAUCGCAUACAAAAAGAUAGAUGCAUGUCCAAAUGACUGCAUGCUAUACCAGGGCAGCGACGAAGACUUGUCUAAAUGCAAGGUUGUUAAGAAGAACGGAAAACCGCAAGCGGCGAAAACUCUUCGCUACUUCCCCCUUAUUCCACGAUUGCAGCGGCUCUACAUGUCUGGUAAGACAGCCGCUGACAUGUUGUGGCAUAAGAGUGGGCAUAGCUCUGACGGUAUUUAUCGGCAUCCUCGGGAUGGCGACGCAUGGAAGGCAUUUGACAGAACUUAUUCUGACUUCUCCAGCGAUCCGCGCAGUGUUCGGCUAGCCUUGGCUAGCGAUGGCUUUAACCCUUACGGAAACAUGAGCUCGAAGUACUCAAUUUGGCCGGUGAUUCUUAUUCCGUACAAUCUGCCCCCUUGGAUUUGCAUGAAACCCUCCUCUUUUAUCCUCUCCAUGAUUAUUCCUGGGCCUAAAAUGCCUGGAAAUGAUAUAGAUGUCUACUUACAGCCCUUGAUCGAUGAGUUGAAGCUGUUGUGGGUUGGUGUUGAAACGUACGAUGCUUACACGAAAAAAACUUUUAUGAUGUAUGCUGCGUUAAUGUGGACAAUCAGUGACUUUCCUAGUUUAGGCAACUUGUCCGGGUGGAACACGUACGGUGGGAGAGCUUGCCCUGUAUGCAAUUUGGAUGCUGAGACUCACCGGCUCACACACAGUCAGAAAUGGUGUUUCAUGGGCCAUCGUCGCUUUCUGAAUCCUACCCACAGAUAUAGAAAGGACCGGGAUAGAUUUGAUGGAAAGAUAGAGGAUAGAGGUCCACCUGUCAAACUGUCUGGUGGAGACAUUGCAAGACAAAUACAGGAUGUACAUGUCCAACUUGGCAAAGUGCAAUCGGUUACUGGGAAAAGGACACGCGGACAGUAA
Messenger RNA from Arachis stenosperma, 1455 nucleotides. RefSeq lists its product as uncharacterized. The transcript has 2 exons. NCBI's taxonomy places the organism in Eukaryota, Viridiplantae, Streptophyta, Magnoliopsida, Fabales, Fabaceae. The record is from RefSeq and is a predicted model, not a curated record. The coding region runs from base 1 to 1455 and encodes 484 amino acids.